CCUAUCAUCGAAACGGCGUGAAGUUCGUCGCAUAGAUUUCGUGCGUUGGUCUCGAUCCGAAACGCGGGACACGUGUUGCAUUCUUUCUAAUCUAAAAUCGUCUCUGAGAAAUAUUCAUUUCGCGCGUUCCUCGUCGUCGGUGCUUUCGAUAUCGAGAUGAUGCGGUGCUCCUUCGAUGAUCGAACGGUCGCGAACAGUGAAACGCGAAGGUUAACCUUCGCGAGCUGUCUGUGAAAAAGGCGAGACACGUAUCGCAGGGGAAGGAAGGCUACGAGACAACCACUGGCGAACGAAAUCCUGGAUAAUAGUCAUGGCUUACGUGCUCUGGCGGGUCUUCAUGAAGAAAUACUCGAAGGUGCGGCUCGGCAUCAGGAAUCUGCCGGUGAUACCGGUGGAGCGUCGGGUGCCCGAGAAAGAGGAGACCUGGACGCUGGCCCCGGACCAGCAGGACCCAUGCACGUUCUUCGAGGAUGUAGCUAAGUCCAAAGCACCCCAGGACGUCGAGAGCACAAGAAUCCCAGCGGAUGGGGUGCCAGAGAGUAUCGAACAACCAGAAAGUGGUACCCUGCCCCGUAGUCAAGAGACCAGGAAGAGCAAGACGAAGAAAGUGAGAAGCUAUCUAAGAAAAUGCAAGGGCGCGCUGUCCAAGGGCGACGAGAGUAGCUCGGAGAAGAAACGUCAAGAGCAGUGUGCCUCUUGGUACUUGGACGAGUCCCAAACGUCCAAACGCCAAGAGGACACCGACGUCCUGCUCGAGAAGCAAGAGGAGUUUGUAGACGAGAGGAUCGCGGAAGUGGAUCUAGCGCCUCUGGUGUCGCAGGAGAUUGAUGACAAUGAGAUCGCGAGAGAGGAUCCUUUGGCGGAUCCUGCGAAGAGCAACGCUCAGGACGAGACCCCUGACGAGGCUCUCGCGAGGCUGCUGGACGAGGAUCGCAGAAACGACCUAAGGAGGAGUCGGACGUCUCUGUACGAGGACGCCAGCGACUCCGUCAACGACCAAUGCCAGGUCGACGAGAGCUCCAAGGUGGGAAACGACGUGGUCUCUCUCGAGACGCUGACCACGGAAGACUCGAACCUGAACAAGUGCGACUCCAGCGACACUUUGAUAGCGGAAGCUGCAGAAUCGACGCCCGCGUCUGUGCCAGAGUGUUCGGUGGUUGGAGAAGAGGUGGUAGCUGAGCAGAGGAAGGAGGAGGAGGAAGAUGGGAUCCAACAGGCGGAUGGUGAAACGCUGCAGGCCCUCUCGCUGCUCGGGGUAAGUAAAUCUUUGCUGAAUGUUGAUUAUAGUGAUGAUUCGUAA
Molecule: messenger RNA, 1300 nt
Organism: Colletes gigas
Lineage: Eukaryota; Metazoa; Arthropoda; Insecta; Hymenoptera; Colletidae
Exons: 2
Coding region: 311-1300 (329 amino acids)
Source: RefSeq, a predicted model, not a curated record